UUGUUUAGCGCUCGUAGUCUAAAGAAUAAGAUUCACGACCUUCAUAGUCUCAUAGAAACGUGUAAGCCCGGUCUGAUUUUUAUUACCGAGACUUGGUUAAAUAGUAAAAUUACUGACUCCGAACUUUGCUCAGUCUUCCCAUACUCAGUAAUUCGCAAAGAUAGAACUGAGAAGACUGGAGGAGGACCAUGUGCUCUGCUGCAUAACUUUGUCCUGUAUGAGACAGUUGAAUUCGACUGUGGAGUUCUUAACGCCAACGUUCGUUGCUUUGAUGUUUUUUUGCCGUCCUCUCGUAAUCACAGGUUUCUCCUCAUAUAUCGCCCCCCACAGUCUACCCUGUCUCAAGAUGAACAGCUAGUUACAGUGAUUUCUGACUUGGUUUCGACCUCACUGCAUAACGUGACAGUUCUAGGAGAUCUGAACCUAAAUAUUGACUGGUGUUCACACGUGGCGCUCAACUCCGAAGCACAAAAGUUUCUUAGUACUUUUGAUAAGUCUUUCUUUGGAGCAGUUGAUUCUUACGCUGAUGUCGACGAUGCAUAUAACCGUUUCGCUAGUGUCAUUAAUGCUCAUUUCUCAGCACUCGGCCCGAAGCAUAUCAUCAAUCUUUUCGAGCAACGUGAAAGGCUGUUCCUUUCUUCCAAACAACCGUCUACGAAACCGCUUUUUAUUGAGGUUUCGCGUAAACUAAACUCUCAGGUGAGGCGUUUCUCAGCAUACAAAAUAAGAAAAAUGGCUCAAAGUAGCCAUAUGAAGAAACUUUACGAGUUUAUCAAAAAAGUUAAGCCUAGUUCGCACGUGUCUCAUAUUCUGGUAGAUUCCGAUGGGCGCAAGUAUUCAACUGAUGCUUCCAAAGCUGGAAGCUAUCGCAGGACUACUUUGCCAGUGUAUUUGGAAAGGCAAGCAGUAGUAUGCCACCUUUGCCAUCAGUCUCUAGAGAAUGUUUUGAAAUGUCCAAUAGUCUCUCUUCACGUAGUGCUUAAAAAUCUUCUAUCUUCGAAAGGGUCCGUGUCCCUUACAGCUGACGGGAUACCCCAAGUGCUCUACAAAGAGUUUUCCGAAUAUCUGGCUAUCCCCCUUGCUCAUAUACUCAAUAUUUGUCUCCUUCUUGGUGAAGUUCCUAGCGUUUGGAAAAAUUCGUUCGUUACACCCCUGCCAAAAGUUAGCAAUUCCAAUCUCAUAUCGAACUUUAGACCUAUAAGUAUCUUACCGACCCCACUGAAUAAUAAUGGAGAAGAUAGUGAAGGAGAAGCUUCUCCAUCUCGAAACUUCGACUGUCCCCACCGACCAACACGGUUUCCUUCCCGGUGGGUCCACAAGCGCGCAACCAAUAGACUGUACGCACUAAUGGACGGAAGCCUUGAAGUUGGAACAACGUAA
Cooperia oncophora is the source of this 1380-nucleotide messenger RNA. Lineage: Eukaryota; Metazoa; Nematoda; Chromadorea; Rhabditida; Trichostrongylidae. The record is from the annotation of a GenBank genome assembly.